AUGUGCCCAUACAGUAGCUACAGCACGUCUUGCGCCUCGCUUUCCACGCCAAUUUCCUCCUCCCCUAGGCCCCUCCCUCUUUCCCCAAGCGACAGUGGCAGCGACUGGUGCUUCAUUGUUCGUGCCAAGUCGGCCGACCCAAGCCCCACCGACACCCCCAAGGCGGCCGACUCGAACUCGGACGCGAACGAGGUCGAGGUGUACGAGCUCGACUCUAGUUCGUCAGAGGACGACAUCCCUCUCAUCAAGCUCCGUGGGCGUCGCCAGACGCGCUCGUCGGUUAAGGCUAACGGCGACGGCGACGGCAACGGCAAGGCUGUCCCCAUCGAGGUUGUCUCGUCCGACGAGGACGAUGACAACGUCCCCCUCCGUCGUCCGCCCAAGCGCCGCCCAGUCCCAACAACGCCACUGGCCUCGGCAGCAGCCACGCCCGCUAUCUCGUUCCCUGUCGCCCCGGUGGUGGUGGCCUCCCAAGCCAACGCAUCCGCGAACCUCGAGGACGAGAUUGACGAUCUGCACCGCCUGACUUGCCUCCACCUCGACCAGUACUACGAGGCGUGCCUCUCGAAGGAAGUUAUGGACGAGAAACUUGGCAAGCAGUUUCAGGAAUCUGUCUCCAAGUUUACGUCCGCCUGCAGGCAGCGCGACACCAAGGCCAAGGAUUCAGCCCCACUGUAA
Molecule: messenger RNA, 678 nt
Organism: Apiotrichum porosum
Lineage: Eukaryota; Fungi; Basidiomycota; Tremellomycetes; Trichosporonales; Trichosporonaceae
Exons: 5
Coding region: 1-678 (225 amino acids)
Source: RefSeq, a predicted model, not a curated record